AUGCAGUCUCUCCGCCCCUCCCCCUCUCCUGCUCAUGUUGUGUCUCCGGUUCCUGAGCUCCCGGAGCGGCCCGGACCCCCCCCACCCAGCCCCCUUAAGGGGGACCCCGGGGCUCCCCGCCGCCCCCACCCCCCGGACAGUGACCCAGACAACCGGGAUCCCGAGGGAGAGAGCGCCCCCCCUGACCCAGACAUCGAGAGCUGGGACCAGGAGCCCCCCAACCCCGGUACAGACCCCCCCAGUCCGGGCACCGACCCCCCCAGCUGGCACCGGCCCCCCCCAGGCAAAGACACAGACCCCCCCGGAGCAGACAGAGACCCCCCCGGCCGGCGGAUGGAAGAGACAGGGGGGAACGCGGUGAUCAUCAGGAUCGGCAUCCCGGACCUGCAGCAGACGAAGUGCCUCCGUUUAAACCCUGAUGCUCCAGUGUGGGUAGCUAAACAACGAAUCCUCUGCACGUUGAACCACAGUCUGAAGGACGUGCUAAAUUAUGGGCUCUUCCAGCCGGCAUUUAAUGGGAGAGCUGGAAAAUUUCUUGAUGAGGAGAGGCUGUUGCGGGAAUAUCCACCAUCUGUGGCUACACCUGUCCCCUACCUGGAGUUUCGCUACAAGAGGCGCGUGUACACCCAGGCACUGCUAGAUGACAAGCAGUUUGCCAAGCUUCACACUAAGGGUAAUCUGAAAAAGUUCAUGGAUUACAUUCAGAUGCAGAAUAUUGAGAAGGUUACCAGACUCCUGGAGAGAGGCCUGGACCCCAACUACCAGGACCCAGACACAGGAGGUAAGAGAUCCUGGGGUCCACACAGGUAUAACAUGAACAUGUCAAGUAGGUGUCACUAA
This is a messenger RNA of Bombina bombina (fire-bellied toad), 840 nucleotides long. RefSeq names its product SH3 and multiple ankyrin repeat domains protein 3. The transcript has 4 exons. Gene Ontology annotation, molecular function: synaptic receptor adaptor activity; ionotropic glutamate receptor binding. Gene Ontology annotation, cellular component: postsynaptic density; dendritic spine; postsynaptic membrane. Lineage: Eukaryota; Metazoa; Chordata; Amphibia; Anura; Bombinatoridae. Bases 1 to 840 code for a protein of 279 amino acids. The record is from RefSeq and is a predicted model, not a curated record.